AUGUCAAAAAUAGUGUUUCUACAUCUUGUGCUGAUAACGUUGGGCAUCUUCCUCUGCUUGGAUUUUUGUGAACGAUGGAAACUUGCAGAUGCUGUCAAGACACAAUGGAGUGCAAAUCAAGAUACCUUACCUGAAGCGGCCAACUUAUAUUCAACAAGACUACCUUUAAAGGUGCGCUACUUUGGAGAACAUGACACGUUUGUAAAAUGGAUAGCUCCUGGACAUUGUUCUGCAACUCACCCCAGUGAGGAAGAAACAGAGAUUAGUUGCACCUUGGCAGGACUUCAUGGUGUGAGAGUAAAAUAUCGUGACGAUCAUGAUGGUGAUUUAAUAACUGACCUCAAAGUAGUGAUCAUGAAGAAUUCACCUACCUGCUACAUGUGGUAUGUGCUGGUUGAAAAAAGGACAUGGAGUGAGAAUGAGAUUGUUGUAAAGGUAUGGAUAUGGGAUCCACUUCUUUCAAGUAUUGAAGAAAUGAAGCAAAUUGCUACCAAACCUUCAAAGUUUUCAGAGAGACUGACCAAGAUAUUCGCAGGUAAGGGCCAGAUACCAGGAAUGCUGGAAUCGAUUCCAGACCCACGGUUUCAUCUAGACUCUUCAAAUAUGACCUUCAUAGAGGCUGAUAGUAUUUGGGAGUUCUACGUUCGAGUUGAUCCGUGCAAGAUUCAUAAAGUGCAAGUAAGCGGCAAACCAAGCGUGGCCUCUCAUGGAUGUUUUAUCAGGUAUGAUAUCAAAGGGUGA
Messenger RNA from Lytechinus variegatus (green sea urchin), 741 nucleotides. Its product is annotated as cation channel sperm-associated protein subunit epsilon-like. Lineage: Eukaryota; Metazoa; Echinodermata; Echinoidea; Temnopleuroida; Toxopneustidae. The transcript has 8 exons. The record is from RefSeq and is a predicted model, not a curated record. The coding region runs from base 1 to 741 and encodes 246 amino acids.